GGGAAGAUGUCAGCAAUCCAAGAAGCAGCCACAAAAAGCAUCCGUCCGUACAGAUCAAGCGAGCAGUACCUCUAUGCUAUGAAGGAAGACCUUGCCGAGUGGCUGAAGGACCUCUAUGGCCUAGAGAUCAACGUGGCCUCCUUUCUGGAGGUGCUGGAGACGGGCACGGUGCUGUGCCACCACGCCAACAGCAUCUCCCGUGUGGCCAGGGACUUCGGCCAGGCGUUCCCGGGUCUGGCCAGGAAGAUGCCGCUGCCCACCUGCGAGGUGACCUGCAAUGACUUCGCAGAGCCCGGGACGUUCCAAGCCCGGGAUAACGUGUCCAACUUUAUUCAGUGGUGCCGGAAGGAGAUGAAUAUCAAAGAGGCCGUGAUGUUCGAGACGGAGGACCUGGUGCUGCGCAAGAACCAGAGGAACGUCGUGCUGUGCCUGCUGGAGCUGGCGCGGCGCGCCUCCCGCUUCGGCGUGCGCGCGCCCUGCCUCGUCCGGAUGGAGCAGGAGAUCGAGGCGGAGAUCCGCGAAGACCUGCGCCUGCCUCCCGAGGAGAGCCCCCUCCGCCAGCCCCGGGGCGAGCCCGCCGGCCUCGGGAACCUCGACCAGAUAGUCCAACACCUCAUCAGCCGUUGCACCUGCCCAGUCCAGUUUUCCAUGAUCAAAGUGUCGGAAGGAAAAUACCGUGUGGGGGACUCCAGCACACACAUCUUUGUCCGGAUCCUGCGGAAUCACGUGAUGGUCCGCGUGGGUGGUGGAUGGGACACCCUGGAGCACUACCUGGACAAACACGAUCCGUGCCGCUGCACUUCCAUGACCCACAAGCACGCCACCAGGGUGGCCAGUCCCCAGAGGGUGAAGGCCCCGCUGGUCCAGCACGAGAUCACGGCCCGCUUGACGCCGCAGAUGGGCAACCCCGGCAAGCCACAGCCCGCCUUGAUCGUGAGCAGGAGCCAGAGCCCGCUGCCCCCGGUGGAGUGGAUGGCCCUCCCGUCCCAUGGCCUCGGCGCCGGGUGGAAAAUUCUGCCCUCGGCACCACCGGACAACAGCAGCUGUCGUGGUGGCAGGAAAGCGCCCAGCCUGCCGGUUUCUGAGGACCAGUCGGAACCCAGGCGGCCCCCUUCGUUCAGGGCGAGGGAGCGGCCGGCUACUCCGUCCCGAGGUGUGCCAACCGCUGGAGGGAGGCCUGCAUCCAAGCAAACCGUCUCUGCCGUGGAAGGGAGCGGAAGGGAGACCCUCCGCACCUGGCGCCCCUCCCAGCCCAGCGGAAGUGCAGAGCGCAACUCGCAGGGAGCCACAGGCCUCCUGGGGCCAUGGUGUGGUGGGGCGGCCGACUGCAUCCGGAGGACCCCGCCUUCGCCAGCAGAGGCAGCUCAGAGGCUGGCACCCUCCGGAAGAGUGGGGCAGAGGGACAGAGGCUCUCAGCCGCCAGAGAGUGUCCAGCAAGAGGGCAAGUGCUGCCCAAGCAGGCGUCCUCCCACUCCGGCCAAGGCCGCCCAGGCCGCCCAUCACCUGCCGGCAAGGGCCCGGGCAGGAAGCCCAGCGAGGCCGCAAGGAAGGCCCGGUGGGGCGAAGGCCCCGACGGAGCUGCGCCCGCCUUCCCCGGGCCAGGGGUGCACAGGGGAGAGCAGCAGUAAGACCUUGGCUUUCUGUCGGCCCCCGACCCCUGUGAGGCGCUCUCAGGAGGCCUCUAAUUGUAGACAUGGGGGGAGUGCCUCGGCCAAAGACCAGGCCCCCUCGCCAAGCAGAGCAGGCGCGCUCAGGGACGGGCUGGGCCACGAGAAGGCCUGGGGGAAGGCAGGCAGUGAGCAGGCUCCUCGUCGCAGGUUCUUUGGCCACUGCGGUCGGUUUGGCUGGGGGCAGAAAGUGAGGGAAGGUCGGGCCUUUGCGGGGCAGGGGGUUGCCCCAGGACAGGCCGGGGGAAAUCGUCCACAGAGUCUUGGGGACACCCACGGCGUUCUUCUGGAAAAGGAGCAGCUCUACACGCCCCCGCCCAUGAACUUCGCCGAAGAACAAGCCUUGUAUCGGAGUCUGGAGGAUGAGAUUCUGUCCAACAUCAGGGAACUGGAGUCUGACUCGGACAGCAUCCCUGGCGACUUAGAAAGCGAUAUCCUGGCCUCAGGCGGUGACAGCCCCCGGGCGGCCUCGCUGACCUCACCCUUCCGGCAGAGCGCGGAGGGAACCUUGGCCCACAGCGAGGCUGUUCCCCGGAGCGGAGUGUAUGUGCCAGGCAGAGCGACCAGCUGGCACCCAGCUGACCUGCGCUACGACCAGGUGAUCCGAGAACUCUCUGUGGCCUUGCAUCGCGAGCACCGGGAGAAGGAGGGAAGUGCACCUCAGGUGAACUCAUCCCUGGAGAAUGGAAGCCAGGCUCCAAAUACCGUUCUGGAGCAAGAAGAUGCGCAUCGAGUGAAGCCUGUGGCCCCUGAAGGCGCCUGCACUGAGCCAUCUGGCGCAACGUGUGGAGAACCUGCGGAGGUCAGCGGGAACGGUGAUGCCUCCCAAGCAACCCCCGGAGAAACCUCUCUUUCGGAGAGUUCCUCCACCCCGGACACGGCAGGGCUUCCUCCGGAUAAGCCAAGGAGGUCUCUGAAGCAGCCGGAGCGUGUGCCGUCCAUCUACAAGCUGAAGUGGCGGCCCCGGAUCCGGCCCCGCAGGGAUAACAGGCCUGGAAAGAGGCCCUCGAAGAUUCCCAAGCCGGUGACCCACCGGCUCGCUCCGAGAAAAUCCAGCACCCAAAGCCAGGGGAAGUGCCACGGUGCCGAAGACCAUGCCAAGGGGAGUGUGGCUGACACGAAGCAGGAGGACACGGGGAUCCCCGCACCUGAAAGACUUUCGGGGUGCAGCCCGUCCUCCAUGCAGCGUGGGGAGACGUCCCCGUGGGAGGGGGAACUGGGGGCUUCCGAUCAGGGGCCAUCCUGGGUGUGA
This is a messenger RNA of Varanus komodoensis (Komodo dragon), 2919 nucleotides long. RefSeq names its product growth arrest specific 2 like 2 (gene GAS2L2). The record is from RefSeq and is a predicted model, not a curated record. Bases 7 to 2919 code for a protein of 970 amino acids. Gene Ontology annotation, cellular component: microtubule plus-end; stress fiber; actin filament. NCBI's taxonomy places the organism in Eukaryota, Metazoa, Chordata, Lepidosauria, Squamata, Varanidae. Gene Ontology annotation, biological process: regulation of microtubule polymerization or depolymerization; protein localization to microtubule plus-end; actin crosslink formation. The transcript has 6 exons. Gene Ontology annotation, molecular function: actin filament binding; cytoskeletal adaptor activity; microtubule binding.